Molecule: messenger RNA, 1884 nt
Organism: Neolamprologus brichardi
Lineage: Eukaryota; Metazoa; Chordata; Actinopteri; Cichliformes; Cichlidae
Gene: sp6
Product: Sp6 transcription factor
Biological process (GO): regulation of transcription by RNA polymerase II
Molecular function (GO): DNA-binding transcription factor activity, RNA polymerase II-specific; RNA polymerase II cis-regulatory region sequence-specific DNA binding
Source: RefSeq, a predicted model, not a curated record
ACCUGUGCGCCAAAACUCUGACAGCCUUUCGCCUCACCUGGACCGUCUGCGAUGGAGAAAAGCAGAUGAAAUAUGAUGAGGAUUUUACUUUUCUGCGCGCAUUUUUCCAACAAGGGCGAGAGCAGCGGAGCAGAGCCGAGACAGAGUUUACUCCCAGAAGAAAAGCACAGCGGCAGCACCUCUGUAGGGCAGACAGGUUUUUAAUGCGUCACCAUCCUGUCAUGUGGUAAUCAUCUCAGCGUAACCCAAAAGACACUGAACAACACUUUGAGCAGGUGACCUCAUCCACAGAUUUGCACCUGCACGAGCUGCUCACAUGGCCCACCCGUACGAGCCCUGGUUACGGACAGCACCACCUAGUGGCAGCUCAGACGACAUGAACAUCGCUUCCUGGUGGGACCUUCACAGAGACGUCCAAGCAGGCAGUUGGAUAGACCUACAGACGGGUCAAGGUGUGGGCCUGCCUUCAGUGAAUCCAGGCGGCUCCAUGGGUUUGCAGCCUUCUCUGGGGCCCUAUGGCUCUGACCCACAGCUGUGCACCCUGCCCCCGGCUCAGCACGCUCCACCCUCGCAACCAUCUCAUCUCUUCCCCCAGGACGGCUUCAAGAUGGAGCCACUGGCCCCUGAAAUGCUGCAGCAAGAAACCUUCUCGAUGGAGGAACCUCAGGAGACGUCUGUGUCAGCUCGCCCCAAGCCGCAGCGCCGCUCUUCUUCCAGAGGCGGCAGCCAGGCUGUGUGCCGCUGCCCUAAUUGCGUCCACGCUGAGCAGAUGGGCCAGAGCACUGACGACAGCAGGAGGAAGCACAUGCACAAUUGCCACAUCCCCGGCUGUGGCAAAGCCUACGCCAAGACCUCCCAUCUGAAGGCUCACCUGCGCUGGCACAGCGGAGACCGGCCGUUCGUCUGCAACUGGCUGUUCUGUGGCAAGAGGUUCACGCGCUCCGAUGAACUGCAGCGACACCUACAGACGCACACCGGAGCCAAGAAGUUCAGCUGCGCAUUAUGUCCCAGAGUGUUCAUGCGCAACGACCACCUGGCCAAGCACAUGCGCACCCACGAGUCCCCGCCAGGACAAGGGGAGGACAGGCUAAACGGAGAUGGGAGGGGGGAUAAGAGCUUUGAUGCAUCGACGCCUCCCCAGUCGUCCUCAAACGUGUCUGACAGCACAGAUCCUCCACUGAAGCUGAAGUGUGAGACAGACGCCUCCGUCUCCAGCGUGACGGGGCAGUCGGGCUAGCUGCGCCGCGUUCAGUUAAAGGGUUGCCAUCACCUCACAGAGGUGUCAUAGUUUCACGAUAGAUUAGAGAGUAGAAGGAAGGUAUGAACGCUCUUUCACUGAUGAACACUGGAUGGAACAAAAAAAUAUGUAUGUGUGAUCCUGUGAAUUUAUCACACAAAUGUGAUAAACCGUGAUGCCACGGCACGCUGAAAAGCAGGAAUCCUAUUGAUCUUGUGUGUAAACCUUUCGUCUGUGACUACUAAAGGUGAAAGGUGGCGAAGGAGGCGACGGAGCUGAAGCUGCAGCUUGUUGCUGGACUUCGAUUGCUGCUAGCGCUACAGCCACCAGUAGCCCAAGAGACUGACAUGAGUUCGUGAGAAGGUGGUUAGGUGACUUGUUUACAAUCAGAUCAAAUGUGUAACUGGAAGAAAAGAGCAUUGAGUUUAACAGUUUCAAGGAAAGCAGACAGUAAUAUUGAUAUUUUCCUUAUGUUCAGACUGUUACCACAUGUGUGUGUGUGUAGCCUACUCUACUGGAAGAAGAUGUAGGUUAGCAGCCAUUUGAAUGGGUGAAAGUGCAGAAGACCAAAGAGUGUGACAAUAAUUAAAAUGGUCUGUAAUUCAAAGGAAAUACAACUUUAAUGUUGUACUAUGGCCAAAAUAAGG